Messenger RNA from Penicillium salamii, 2781 nucleotides. NCBI's taxonomy places the organism in Eukaryota, Fungi, Ascomycota, Eurotiomycetes, Eurotiales, Aspergillaceae. The record is from the annotation of a GenBank genome assembly.
AUGACGGUAUUCAUUGCGUCUUUGUUUCUCCCAUAUACAGUGAAUUUCCAUGUCGAUAACUCACGCAACCGCCAUACCCCGGCGGGCCCCCCGUCUGCAAACCCGAUUGUAGAAGGGAUUACCCCCAUCCCCCAGGCUCCCCAGGCGCAGCCAACCGCCAGCCUCUUUGGGCAGCCAAAACCCGGAAAAUCAUCUGGGCUCACCCCCGGAGCCACCACAGACCAUGAGCGCAUUUUCGCAUCAAAUGUAGCCCAGGCAGAGCAGGAGAAAAGCGGAUAUCCAUUCCCUCCUUCGGUUGAGGACAACCGAUUGCUCGUCGAGAGUGAGGGUCAUUCGCCGGCAUGGGGAGCCACGACUUCCCUCAAUCAACCCAAGCCCCAGGCAACUUUGUCGCCAGACCCUUCCAUCCUCAAACACCAAGAUCCCCAACCCGCCAAGGAAUCCGUACCACCGCGGGUCCCUCCAGCCCAGCCUGUCGCGCCCUACACUGGACUGAGGAAGGGCAGUGUGGCGAAUCGCAAGGUGUCAUUUUCCAAGGCUGAAUGGAGUAUCGAGACUGCGGAACAAGGGAAUGGUGGCCUGCGCAAUGCGGUUCGGUCUGCGACAGACGCGGGAGUUCUGGAAGAAAUGAUGUGGGUGGGAACCCUGGGUAUGCCGACUGACGCUCUGGCGAAAUGGACCCGGCGAGACAUUUCAGAGAAACUGGAAGACGAGUACGAGUCAUUGACAGUGUUUGUCAAUGACGGUGACUUCGACGGCCACUACACUCAUUUCUGCAAGACCAUCCUUUGGCCAGUAUUCCAUUAUCAGAUCCCGGAUAACCCCAAGAGCAAAGCAUACGAGGAUCAUUCAUGGAUCUACUAUGUUAAACUCAACCAGGAAUUUGCGGAACGCAUCGCUAAACAUUGGAAACGAGGCGAUUCUAUCUGGGUUCAAGAUUAUCACCUACUUCUUGUCCCGGCGAUGCUUCGCAAGCUGGUCCCCGACGCGCAGAUUGGUUUCUUUUUGCACAUCGCCUUCCCAUCAUCCGAGGUAUUCAAGUGUCUAGCACCCCGCAAGGAACUCCUAGAGGGAAUUCUGGGUGCCAACUUGAUUGGCUUCCAGACUGACGAAUACUGUCGGCAUUUCCUGCAGACGUGUAGUCGCAUUCUCUGUGUGGAGGCAACCCCCGAAGGAAUUCAACUGGAAGAUCGGUUUGUCAACGUUGGCACAUUCCCGAUCGGUAUUGACCCAACUUCAUGGGACAAACGUCGCCAGUUGACAGACGUGGAGCGAUGGGUCGAUACAAUCUCGGAGCGUUACCAGGGAAAGCGACUCAUCGUUUCGCGCGACAAGAUCGAUUCUGUCAGGGGUAUCCGCCAGAAGCUUCUGAGCUAUGAGCUGUUCCUAAACAGUAAUCCAGAGUGGGCAGAAAAGGUUGUUCUGAUCCAGGUUGCAACAAGCACUACGGAGCAACCUGAACUUGAAGCCACACUCUCUGAUAUCGCCAUGCGGAUCAACUCCACUCACUCCACUCUUGCCCACCAGCCUUUAGUGUUCCUUAAACAGGACUUGGCUUUCUCGCAAUACCUCGCUCUGAUCACCGUGGCAGAUGCCCUUAUGAUUACAAGUCUGCGCGAAGGCAUGAACCUAACAAGCCACGAGUUUGUCUAUUGUCAAGAUGGUAGCUAUGGUGACAAAGCUUACGGAUCUUUGAUUCUGAGUGAGUUCACCGGCAGUGCAUCUGUGUUUGGAAACCAUGCCCUUUUGGUGAAUCCCUGGGACUACCGCCAAUGCGCCGAAGCUAUUCACACUGCAUUGACGCGUGAUGAGAAAGAGAGGAAAGAGGUUUGGGAGCAGAUGCUUAGCGCGGUGCUGCAGAAUUCGACCGCGAACUGGGUCAAGUCAUUCAGCGAGACUCUCACACGCGUAUGGAAUGAACAAUCAUCGCGAGAGAUCAUGGCAGUACCCAGACUGUCUGUGUCUCGAUUGACGGAACGCUACCGCCAGUCAAAGCAACGGCUGAUGAUUCUCGAUUACGAGGGCACCCUUGCCUCGUGGGGCUCACCGCGGAGCAUCAUCCUAACCACACCUCAACGUGCAAUCACGACGUUGACAGAAUUAACUGAAGACUCAGCCAAUGUUGUCUACGUGAUGAGCUCUCGCAUGCCCGAAGAGAUGGAACGUCUUUUCCGCCAGGUUCCAAACUUGGGAUUGAUCGCGGAGAACGGAUGCUUCGUUCGGGAACCACAAUCUGAUACUUGGAGCCAUCUUGCAGACAAAGUCCAUGUCAAAGCAUGGAAAUCAUCCGUCUCUCAUAUUCUGGCCUACUUCAAUGCUCGCAUCGAAGGAAGCUGGAUUGAAGAGCGUCAUUGUUCCCUGGUGUUCCACCACGGAUCUGCCGAAGAUCGUCACAUUGCAGCCCGACUCGCUGCGGAGUGCGCUGGUAACAUCAAUGAUGCCUGUGCAGACCAAGGCGUGCACGCCAUUCCAGCUGAAGGCGCAUUGAUUGUGGAAACCACUCAUACUAACAAAGCCUCAGCCGCCGAAUUAGUCUGGAAAUGGUACUCGACGAAGGCUGAAAAGGAAGAGGAAGUCAUCAAGCCUGACUUCCUACUGAUUAUCGGCGACAACCGCGAGGACGAGCCCGUCUUCCGCUGGGCAAACAAGCUCCAGAAAGCCAAGGCCGCCGAGAAUGUCAUGACUGUUACACUAGGCUCACGCAGCACGGAGGCCAAAGCAACCUUAACCCAGGGAGUGACAGGUAAUUUCCCCGAGAGGCUCAUCGAUCUAAUAGGCUAA